UUCCUGCCGCAGCGACUCUCUCCACGCCUGUGGACUGCGAUGCACGGCCUUGUCCCGGCUGGGGCGAUAUGGUGCCUCUCUAGCGGGAGACACAUGUUUGGGGGAAAACUCGCUACAAAAACACAUCCUGCGAGGGAAGAUCACCGCCACCUCCCGGGGGAAACAUACACUACACUAACAGGACUAAUGAUGUUAGCAUACCAGCGCGGAGCGCUUCGCUCGCAGGGCGCUGGGCGGCGAGGUGGCGGAGGACAAGGACGGGGACGAUGCGGCGGGGCCGCGGCGCUCCAAGGCGCUGGCCACUGCGGCGCCGCCUCCGCUGCCGCCCGC
Gryllus bimaculatus (two-spotted cricket) is the source of this 330-nucleotide messenger RNA. The record is from the annotation of a GenBank genome assembly. Lineage: Eukaryota; Metazoa; Arthropoda; Insecta; Orthoptera; Gryllidae.